Scylla paramamosain (green mud crab) is the source of this 2290-nucleotide messenger RNA. Its product is annotated as dehydrogenase/reductase SDR family member on chromosome X homolog. The transcript has 7 exons. Bases 140 to 1135 code for a protein of 331 amino acids. The record is from RefSeq and is a predicted model, not a curated record. Lineage: Eukaryota; Metazoa; Arthropoda; Malacostraca; Decapoda; Portunidae.
GCCAAAACAAUCUGGCAACGCUGCUCUGCAGCAGGCUGCGGGAUAGACCUGUGAAGCUAGUGGCAGGCGUGCUUUGGCGGAAGCUGUCAACCAGUAGGAGGAAUGUGCAAGUUGCUUCACAUUAAUCUGUAAAGUGACAAUGGGGAUUGAAGGUUACAUCCACAAGUGGGCUACAACUCUAUGGACCUAUUUGGUGCUGUACUUGUUAGGAGCAUGGUAUAUGGUGAAGGAACUGCUGGUACCCCAUAGGACACCAACAGGAAUCACAAACCAGAAAGGGAGAGUGGCAGUCAUAACUGGUGGAGGUCGGGGGAUUGGUUUGCAGACUGUCCGUCAAUUCCUCCUGUUAGAAAUGACUGUCAUUAUUGGUGGCAGAGAUGUGAAGUCAAUAGAGGAGGCAGUGUCAAGAUUGCGUUCAGAAGGAGUAAACACUGGAACAGUAAAGUGCUUUGAGAUGGACCUCUGCAGUUUAGCCUCAGUUCGCAACUUUGCUAAAACAUUUACUAACCUGGGGAUGCCUCUCCAUGUACUGGUGAACAAUGCGGGCAUCAUGUUUUGGCCAUGGAAUGUCACAGAGGAUGGUCAUGAGCAUCACUGGUCUGUCAACUAUCUAGGCCAUUUUCUGCUGAGCCACUUGCUUGCCCCACACCUGGCUGCUAGUUCCACCCUAAACCAGCCUUCCCGUGUUGUCAAUUUGUCGUCCUCCAUUCACUAUAUGGGUGGUAUCAACUUCAAUGAUGUCAAUAAUAAAAAGAACUAUAGCCCACAACGAGCCUAUGCACAGAGCAAGUUGGCCCAGAUGAUGUUUACCAUCACCCUCAAUGAGCGCAUGGCCAAGCAAGGAGUAUUGGCCCUUGCUGUGCACCCUGGUGUUGUAGCCACUGAACUUUUCCAGCAUGUAACUUGGGCAAAAACUUUCCCAAGACUGGCUUCUACAUUUCUCAAGACACCCAGCCAAGGGUCAGACACAGUAGUGUAUGUGGCCUUAUCACAAGAGGUAAAGGAAGGCGGUCACUACUAUGAAAACUGUCAGUGUACUCAGCCUGCAGCAGCUGCCUUGAAGAGUGAUGACCGAAACAGACUGUGGGAUUUGACCUGUCGUCAGCUUGAUAUUCAGGAAUUUGGCAAGGUAUGAGGGAUAAAUUUCAUGGUUAUGGAUGUCUUAAUACAAAUGGUGCCUUAGUUUCAUAAAAUCCUGUUAUAUCAUAAUGAUGUUAAUGUGAUAUGACUGGGACCAAAGCUUUUGUAAACAUCAGGAUGGUGGUCUUUAAUAUUUAUAUUAGGUUUAAGUUAAAUAAUCGUACUUAGUGUGCUUAAAGUUAUCUUGCAAGAAAUGGAAAUAAAAGAACAUGUGCAGUUUUCCUUAGAAUAUGUCUAUUGCUCAUGUGUUCCUGUGUUCAACAUUCCUGUGCUUAUCAUUAUUUCUGAGUCCUGUCAAAAGAUUUAGAUGAAUGGGAACUGAAGAUUUCAGAAAAAAAAAUGGUAAUAGGGAGUUGAAUACAAGUUACAUAACUAGUCACACUCAGAGACAAGGGAGUUAGCAGUCAUUGAGAUGAGGCUGGUGACUGUUAGUACAUACAGACAAUGGAAUUCCUAAGUUUGUCAUAUUGUAUCUUUAAUGUGUGUCUGUUGCAUUGUGCAAAACAUGAUAAUGUAAUACAUAAUAAUGUCUGUGUGUAAGAAUACUUUUUUUCCUGUGCCCUUGCUGUGCAUUGUGACUGAAUAUUCUCUAAAGUUUUUUUUUGCAAUGCCCCUAGUAAAGGUGAAGGAAUUAAAUGUGAAAUGACAGAUGUGCUGGACACAUAGAAUGAAUAGCAGAAGUGAAGUUACCAAAUAAGCAUAUUCACAAGUAUUCCCUCAUAUAUGGGUGUCAAGGCCUCUUGGAGAGGGAGGGCAAUUCUUCACUACAUUAGCUGUCAGUUGUCAGAUCAAUUGUGCAUCUUUCAUGGCUUUCUUUGCAUCAUGGUGUGACAACAGAAUAGAUUAAUCCCUGAUGCACCAUCAUAGGUUUAUUCCCUUUAUGACAUCUGACACCUGACCUGAUUAAUUGAUUUUAAUAAAUGAGGAAGAACUCUCCCAUCGUGCUUUUUGAGGCGGCAUCAUUCAUAGUUGUUCUCCAUUCAUCCUUAUCACACAUGUUCAUUCUUCCUCAGUCCACUCUAAUGGCCUCUACUGAUAUUAUUAAUUUAAAUAUCAUAUAUAUUUAUAAAGUGCUUUUUGUAAAAGGUGGCUUUUUUUUUGUGUGUAAGGGGUAUUCAAGGAAAAAACAUAAUAAAAGAAAACCAAGGUC